This is a messenger RNA of Cucurbita moschata (crookneck pumpkin), 2027 nucleotides long. RefSeq names its product bifunctional riboflavin biosynthesis protein RIBA 1, chloroplastic-like. The transcript is spliced from 7 exons. Gene Ontology annotation, cellular component: chloroplast. The record is from RefSeq and is a predicted model, not a curated record. Gene Ontology annotation, biological process: riboflavin biosynthetic process. The coding region runs from base 200 to 1840 and encodes 546 amino acids. Lineage: Eukaryota; Viridiplantae; Streptophyta; Magnoliopsida; Cucurbitales; Cucurbitaceae. Gene Ontology annotation, molecular function: 3,4-dihydroxy-2-butanone-4-phosphate synthase activity; GTP cyclohydrolase II activity.
CCUAUCAUUCCAUUGGCGAUAGCAGUUAAUCGCUUACGACUAACCGACUUGAAUACAAGUUCUUGGUUGAUUCCUUGCCCGCCCCACCAACCCUCCUUUUUCUGUUUGAUUUGGCUUCCUCCUUUUUCCGCCGUAUAAAUAAAAACCCAAAUUCUGAAAUCUUCAAACCAUUUCACCUGCUUAAGAGAUUUCUGCGCCAAUGGCUUUUAGAACCGUCUCGUUCCAAUCUACGCCUCCCAUUUCUCAUCUUCAAAGAUUCAAAGACUUGCAGUCUUUUGGUGGAAUCAAUCAUGUUAAACCGUACGUUGCAACUAGCCUCGUUUCGGAGUUAACCUCGAGCUGUAAAGCUAGUAAACUGUUUUUAGGCACCAGGGGUUCAGUCCAACCAAGAGCUACGUUGAUAUCUGGUGAAGGAGGAGUUCUGUCUUCUUCCAAUGGCAAUGCUGUUGUUUCGAACGAUAUCGUCCUUGGAAAUCAGCUAGAUUCAGCUUCUACUCGAAAUAGUUUUCCCGUUGGUGAAGAUGAAUAUGAUUUUGAUCGUCCCACCGCAGGUUUCGCUGCUGUUGCUGAUGCAGUCGAAGAUAUUCGACAGGGAAAGAUGGUGCUUGUUGUUGAUGAUGAAGAUAGAGAAAACGAGGGAGAUUUGAUAAUGGCAGCACAAGCUGCUACUCCUGAGGCUAUGGCUUUCAUUGUAAAACAUGGAACAGGAAUUGUUUGUGUAGCCAUGAAAGGUGAAGAUCUGGAGAGGUUACGGAUUCCGCUCAUGGUGAACGAAAAGGAGAACGAGGAGAAGCUUUGUACUGCUUUUACAGUGACAGUGGAUGCAAGAGAAGGUACAACCACCGGAGUUUCAGCUAGUGAUAGGGCAACAACAGUGUUGAAACUUGCCUCAAGAGAUUCAAAACCUUAUGAUUUUAAGAGACCUGGCCAUAUAUUUCCCCUCAAGUACAGGGAAGGUGGUGUUUUGAAGAGAGCUGGACAUACCGAAGCAUCUGUCGACCUUGCCAUGCUUGCUGGAUUAGAACCGGUCGGUAUCCUUUGUGAGGUGGUUGAUGAAGAUGGUUCCAUGGCUAGGUUACCGAAACUUCGCGAAUUUGCGAAACGGGAAAACCUGAAAAUCAUUUCCAUUGCUGAUUUAGUCAGGUAUAGGAGGAAGAGAGAUAGAUUAGUCGAAUGUGCCGGGGCUGCUGCUCGCAUGCCGACUACAUGGGGACCGUUUCAGGCAUAUUGCUACCGAUCUAUUUUGGAUGGCAUUGAGCAUAUUGCUAUGGUUAAGGGUGAUAUUGGUGAUGGACAAGAUAUUCUGGUGAGAGUACACUCGGAAUGUCUCACCGGAGACAUUUUCGGAUCAGCGAGAUGCGACUGUGGAAACCAGCUUGCUCUAGCAAUGCAGCUGAUCGAAGCUGCAGGCAGGGGUGUCUUGGUUUAUCUCCGUGGUCAUGAAGGACGAGGCAUAGGUUUGGGCCACAAACUUCGUGCGUAUAACUUGCAAGAUGCCGGGCGGGAUACUGUCGAAGCGAACGAGGAACUAGGACUGCCUGUGGAUUCUCGAGAAUAUGGCAUUGGUGCACAGAUUCUAAGAGAUCUCGGAGUAAGAACAAUGAAGCUCAUGACAAAUAACCCAACAAAGUACAAAGGAUUGAAGGGUUAUGGCUUAGAAGUUUCCGGCAGAGUUCCUCUGAUAACCCCAAUUACAAAGGACAACAAGAGAUACCUCGAGACGAAGCGUGCCAAAAUGGGGCACAUCUACAACCUCGAUUUUGGUAGCAGAUUUAGAAAUUUGAUCGACGACCAUCAAACGUCGAACAGUAGUGCAGAAUCGAGCGACGCUGUGGCGUAAGCUAAGCUAAGCAACGUCGAAAACGAGAAGGGGUUGGAAGUGAAAGGAAUGCUGCUGGCUGACCCCAUAAGCAAAAUGAAGCCUUACAGGAAAUACUAUUAGUAUUGAUUUAGUUUAAUAUGUUCACUUAAUUGUUUGAUUAUGAUAUUUAUGAUAAGAUUGAACCCUCAAAACCCAUAGUAUCAAA